This is a messenger RNA of Gopherus evgoodei (Goodes thornscrub tortoise), 1394 nucleotides long. It is a transcript of the gene PIH1D1, whose product is annotated as PIH1 domain containing 1. Gene Ontology annotation, cellular component: ribonucleoprotein complex; cytoplasm; R2TP complex. The record is from RefSeq and is a predicted model, not a curated record. The transcript is spliced from 10 exons. Gene Ontology annotation, biological process: box C/D snoRNP assembly; rRNA processing. Lineage: Eukaryota; Metazoa; Chordata; Testudines; Testudinidae. Bases 123 to 986 code for a protein of 287 amino acids.
UGUGGCAACAGACACCGGAAGUUGGUUCAACGCUCCCGGAAGUGGGUGUCGCAGGCUUGGGCCAGCGUUGCCAAUAGCAGCGGGGAGGCAAAGGGCAGGGCCCCGUCCCCGGAGCAGAGCUCAUGGCCUCCCAGACGGACAAGUCCCUGCUCUCGGCAGAGCUGGAGGAGGAAGACGAUGAGGAGUUCAGACAGCUGCUGCUCCAGGCCACCCAGAAGAUCCAGAGUGCAAUGCCUUCGGUGCGUGACUCGAAGCCGAUCCAGCCUCAGCCUGGCUUCUGUAUUAAGACCCAUGCGGGCUCCCAGGAGAAGGUGUUUGUGAACAUCUGCCGGUCGCUGCACAUCCCGGCGCCCCCCGACCUCAGCCGCCAGGAGCUGGAGUGUCUCAUCGAGUCGGACAGCGCCUCGUCCUUCCGCAUCCCCAUGAGUCUGGGGGAGCCCCACGCCGAGCUGGACAACAGCGGGAACGGCUGCACCGCGUACGACGUGGUCAUCAACUCCGGCUUCUUCAGCAAAGUCGAGGCUGACCCCUUCUUCAAAGAGUUCUUCAUCACCAUCGCCCUCGAGGGGCUGGCAGACAAGUACAAGAUGGACAUCAAUCACCCAGCGUGGCGAAUCCUGAAGAACCGGAAGUUCAUGGGCUCCAUCUCCGGACAGACCAUCCGCACCAAGUCCAGUCCCAUCAUACAGGAGAUGGACUUCAGCUCCCCUGUGCUGCCCAAAUUCACCAUCCUGGCAGAGCCGGCAGGAGGGCCCCCCGAAUUCCUGCUGGCUGAGAUCCACCUGCCCAGAGUGGGCUCAGCGCGGGAACUCUCCCUGGAGCUGGGGCAGGACCGGGUCGUGUUGCGGGGGGGCCCAGACCCCUACGUCCUCGACAUUUACAUCCCCCACGACAUCGUCCCGGAGCGCAGCCACGCCCGCUUCCACCGGCGCACCGCGGUGCUGACUGUGAAGAUGCCCAUCCAGCCCCAGCUGGGGCCCCCCUGAGCAGACCCCCCCCCUCUGCCCUUAGGAGAGACUCCAGGAUCCAGAGUUGGGGGGCCUCCACCAGACCAAGGGGGAGCUGGCAUGUGGGGGGUUGGGGCUGUGAUGCCCAGCAGCAAUGGGUGGAUGAAGAGAACCAGGACUCCUGGCUUCUUUCCCCAGCUCUGGGGGGGGGCAGUGGGGUCUAGUGGUUGGAGCGGAGGGGGUGGGGCUAGGAGCCAGGACUCCUGGGUUCUUUCCCCAGCUCUGGAAGGGCAGUGGGGCCAAGUGGUUGGAGCAAGGGGGGUAGGGCUGGGAGCUAGGGCUCCUGGGUUUUUCUUUCCAGCUCUUGCUCCUGGCCUGCCCAGAGACCAGCUGUUGGGGGGGGGGCAGUCCCCUGCUGCCCUGGCGUAGGGAUGGGGGGGGCAGCUG